Messenger RNA from Mucor velutinosus, 1542 nucleotides. RefSeq lists its product as uncharacterized. Lineage: Eukaryota; Fungi; Mucoromycota; Mucoromycetes; Mucorales; Mucoraceae. Gene Ontology annotation, cellular component: nucleus. The record is from RefSeq and is a predicted model, not a curated record. Gene Ontology annotation, molecular function: protein binding. The transcript has a single exon. The coding region runs from base 1 to 1542 and encodes 513 amino acids.
AUGGAGCACUAUUUGCAUCAACAACACAAUCAAUUAAAGAUGGACAACAACAUUUUUGUAACCUCAAAAUACACAACUGCAGGAACCACUCUUUUGACACAAGCGCCAUUAGCUUCGGUGCCGUUCCCUUCGGAACGAUUCGACCGAUGUAACUAUUGCUUACGAAAAGGGAAUCUCCAAUGUUGCUCAAAAUGCCAUGCCGCCUACUUUUGCAGUCAAGAUUGCUUUUUGAAAUCAUGGAUCCAUUUUCACAGAGGUUUAUGCGGCUCGCCAGAUUACGGCAAGGAUGCUCUUUUGGAUGUCAAUCAAUGGUUGUUGGACCGCGCUGCAUUGACCUUGGCCAGCCACGAUACAUUGCCCACCACCACCAAAUCAAGUGCUCAGGUGCAAGCAUUUCAUCAGUUGGAAGUAGUGGCAGCAGACAGUACCGUAGAUCAGUCGAUGAUGCAAAAGACAUUGGACAAAUUAAAGCCCACUGCAAGUUACACAUUGUCAGAAAUGGCCACUCUCUGGCAGCGUGUGCAGAUCUCAUCAUUCCCAAUCACAGACUCUGAAAUGCAGUUGGAUCCCGUUGCUAUUGGCAUCUAUCCCAUCACAAGCCAGUAUGUGCGCCAUUCAUGCCGACCCAACGCAGGUGUCAUAUAUGAACAAGGUCAUCAGCUCAUCAUUGCCCUGGAAGACAUUCCACCAAAUACACCCAUCACGAUCAGCUACAUUGAUCUCAUUGCAACAAAGCGUCAGAGACAGGAGGCACUAAAGGCAAGAUUUGGCUUUGAUUUCCAGUGCGAUUGCAUUCGCUGUCAAGGGGAGUAUGCAGGAUUGGAUGUUUUACUAGAACGGGACACAGCCAUGUCAGACGAGGAGCUGGAGCGAGCAUUGAUAGAGCAACUGAGAGCGUGGAAUGUGCUGGAGAUGGUAAAGGAAUACGGCAUCAAGGACGUAGCCCUGCCGCUGGAAAGCCUGGAUCUACCGCAUUUGGCACAUUUCAUCUGUCGAAUGAUUGCACCCGACAUUUACGUACCUGCCUUCAGUAACAUUGGCACGAAGAAAUCCACAGCAGCCAUAUAUUACGAUAAACUGUCGCCAUUGACUCAAGUUGGAUAUACGCGCGAGGAGGACGCCAGGCGCAUUCUACCCGCCAUCAACGCACUGUUGGAUAUACCGCCCUCCCCUUUUCUGACCAUCCGAGCCAUCAAAGUAGCCGAAAAAGUGCUUUUUCGAUGCAUUGCCGAAUCAAGUUGGGUGGAAGCUUCACGUUGCACCAUUUACCUGUACAUGGUGUAUCGAUUGAUGUAUCCUACGCUCUACCCCAAGAUGGUGUAUCACGGUUUACUCAUGUCGAGAGCAAGCUGGAAUUCGCUAGUGCAAUUGGAAUUGGCAGGCAUUGGCAAGAAAUUAGAGCGUGUCUAUGAAACCGGUGUUUCGUUGUGGAUUCAAGUAGCCAAGGCCUCCGUGUCAAUGACAUUUGGAAGAAACUCAUCGUUGUGGAGAGAGGUGGUUGAGAUUCAAUGGCUAUUUGAAAGAGACCAAAAAUUGAAAUAA